UAGAGGAGGCACUGCCCUAAAUUAAGUUAGCACUCAUAGGGAAAGUAGGUUAUAAUGGUAAUAAAUUUCUAAAAAGGAACUUAAAAUAAUUACUACCCGUCGAAAUAGUUGUGUCACUAUUUUGUCUGUUAUUUGGCGCUGUCCUCAUGCUGUCUGCUGUAGCAUGGCUGUCGGCGUUUUAGCGUUACCGCCGCUCUAGUCCUUGUAAUUGGCAGUCUUCAGUGCUGUGACAAUAGUUAAAAGUGUAUCGCUUGCUCGCGCCUCGAACUUUGCGCAAUCAUGAACGGCACGUCUGUUUUGACGCGAUCCACGGCGAUCAGGCAGCUGCGGUCGCUAUUGUGUCCAUGCGGCACAGGGGUGAUGGACACUCAUCGUGGGAACCGCACGAAAGCUCGCGAUGCACCGACCUCUGAUGAUCAGAUGCCGGUGUUUCAGUACACGGGCGAAAAAACCAAGCGUCGGAAACGGGUGUACGCCUGGGGCAGCUGUCUGACAGGCGCUCUGGGUCAUGACAAGCUUGUGCGACCCAAGCUGGGACAUGCGCCCAGGUCCAGCCAUAACAAGCCGUACAAGCUGCCUUUCUCCGAGUUCUACACGGUUGACGAUGUGGCCUGUGGCUACGGAUUCACUUUGCUCUCGGCGCAAGAAGACAAACUUAAGAGCCCGAGCAAAGUUUUUGGCACUGGCAUCAACACUGACUUCCAGCUGGGCUAUCAGUGUGUUCGCAGAGGGCACCCCCUGAAGGUGUUGACUGAGCCAGUGGGCAUUCCACUUCCGUUAAGAAGCGAGUCAACACGCGUCUUGCGUGUUGCUUGUGGCCGUUCACACAGCAUAGUGCUUACUGACAAGGAAGGUGCAUUUUCAUUUGGGAACAACUCAUUCGGACAGUGUGGUCGACCAGUUGUGCCAGACGAGAGCCCUGAAAGCUAUGCCACCCCUCGCCAGGUUCAAGGCAUUCCUGGGAAAAUUAUUGAUGUGGUUUGUGGGCAGGACCACACUCUCUUCCUCACGGCUGAAGGCGCAGUGUACAGCUGUGGAUGGAGCGCUGACGGGCAGACUGGGCUGGGCAUUCAGGGCAGCCAAGGCACGCCGCAGCGUGUCAACGGGGACCUCAGUGGAGUUCGUAUUGUCCGGAUAGCUGGCACUGUAGACUGCAUCCUAGCCGUGUCUGACUCUGGUGACCUAUUUGGCUGGGGUAAUUCUGAGUACGGUCAGUUUGGACGGCAGACAGACGACAAGCAGAUGUGCUUUGCAAGGAACCUAAACUUCCCCUUCGGAAAAGUGAAGGCUGUUGCCAGUGGGGGAACAAUGUGUGGAGUAGUCACAGAGGGUGGUGAUGUCUAUGUGUGGGGAUAUGGCCUCCUUGGUCUGGGGCCCGAAGUGUCUUUCAAGGCCAUUCCGACUCUGCUACCAAGGCCACUGUUUGGAGCAAAUCAGUUUACCCCUGACACCCAUGUUGUCGACCUGUUCUGUGGUCUGAACCAUUUUGCAGCCUUGAACAACAGAGGAGAGCUGUACACCUGGGGAAAAAAUAGAAAUGGCUGCCUUGGCCUGGGCCACUCAUCAGAUCAACAUUUUCCAUUCAGGGUGCAACUGGCUGCUGACGAAUCGCUUUUUUGGAGCACCGUCACCAGCCGCUGACGGUAAUGUUAGAGCCGAGCAAAGGUUGAAGCCCUUUCUCGUUAGCCUCACAGCAGAUAUUCUGAAGGUCAGCUGUGGUGUGGACCAUACGGUCGUGCUGAGCCAAUCCUUGUGCUGACAAGAGCAUUGUGGCUUCUAGAUGUGUCAAAUAGUCAUUUGACAUCAGUGAUAGGCAGCACAGACAUGUGUGAUUGAUGGAAAUGUGCACUGAUGCCCUGUUUUUAUUUUGAUGCACUCCGAGAAUAAAUUUGUGCUGGUAGUCACGUAUGCGA
Messenger RNA from Dermacentor albipictus, 1913 nucleotides. Its product is annotated as RCC1-like G exchanging factor-like protein. Gene Ontology annotation, cellular component: mitochondrial inner membrane. Gene Ontology annotation, biological process: positive regulation of mitochondrial translation. Gene Ontology annotation, molecular function: rRNA binding; guanyl-nucleotide exchange factor activity. The record is from RefSeq and is a predicted model, not a curated record. NCBI's taxonomy places the organism in Eukaryota, Metazoa, Arthropoda, Arachnida, Ixodida, Ixodidae.